AUGUUGACCAUGCACAGGCAGUUUGGAAAGUUGAUGAAGAGGUCCGCUGAUGAAAGCCAGGUGUCGGUGCUUCUCAAAGACUUUGACAACGCUGAUAAGCUCCUGACCAAGAUCAUCGACUCAAGUAAAGCAUGGAGAGACGCAUGGUCAUCCAUCCUCACCUACCAAGCGAGGCUACUUCAAGAAUUUGAAACGCUCUAUCAGCCAAUUGUUGGCUCAUCGGAACCUACUGCCCAUCCACCCGCCAUAACCCCCGAGGCUACUUUGGCGAGGACUGCUCGACUCGCGGAGGAAUAUGAAUCCCUACGGACUGAUCUCUUGGAGGAAAUACAAAACGUGGAUACUCGAAUGAUCAAGCCCGCGAUGGAGGCGAAGGAUUAUCUACAACCGAUGAAGAAAGUGAUGAAAAAGAGAGAAGACAAAAAGCUUGAUUAUGAACGCUACCAAAGUAGAGUUGACGCAGCACGGAAGAAAUCGAAACGGUCGGAUAGGGAGAAUUCGGCUCUCGCUAAAGCUGAACUAGACCUGAACAAAGCGAAAGAGGAAUAUCAAGCGGCAGAUGAUCAUAUUCGUUCUCAUUUACCCGGCCUUAUAGCUGCCACAUUUUCCCUACUCCCACACAUCCUCUCCGCUCAAAUUGAAAUCCAGAAUACUCUACUCGCCCUAUACUACACGUCACUCCACAACUAUUCCUCGGAGCAAAAUUUCCCAUCUCCACCGCCUGCCAUGGAUGUAGUGAUCCAAACCUGGGAGCGGGAUUUCCUCCCCACGCAAAGGGAGGCGGAAUCAAUUGCCUGUUUGUCACACACUAAACCCGGACGGCAGCCCAGAAUCUCGGAUGAGCAUAGAAACGGCGUGAUAUCGAACGGGCUAAGUGCGCGCCAUGGCGGUGCCGCUCCUACUAUCCGUAAACCAUCUCUCUCCCCGGUUCGCACAAUGCAUGCACCUCCGAACGUUCCAACAGAUACCCGACCGCGCAUAAAUGGCUUCCAUACUGCGCCAGCAGGAAAUUUAACGACAACAACCACUAUCAGCCAAUAUUCGCCCCCAAGAAUAAGCCCAACUCCGUCUGAAUCGACGGACCAUUCCGCCUACUAUACCCCUCCGCAGCAAAAUUAUACACAUCCAGUUUCGCGAACCCCCCAAAUCUAUACUUCUGCGCCCUCGGCCGCAAUGGCUUCAAUGGCUGCAGCUGUGGCGAAGAAGAAGCCUCCACCGCCCCCGCCCCCACGGUCGGGCUCAUCCUACGCCCGUUUUGUCACUGCACUCUAUGAUUUUGAUGGCCAGGGAGCAGGUGAUCUUGUGUUUAGGGAAGGUGACCGUAUCCGGGUUAUCAAGAAGACCGAGAGCACUGAUGACUGGUGGGAAGGCGAACUCCGGGGUGUAAAGGGCAGUUUCCCUGCCAAUUACUGUUCCUAA
This is a messenger RNA of Uncinocarpus reesii 1704, 1419 nucleotides long. RefSeq lists its product as uncharacterized. The transcript is spliced from 4 exons. The record is from RefSeq and is a predicted model, not a curated record. Gene Ontology annotation, cellular component: medial cortex; mating projection tip; actin cortical patch. Gene Ontology annotation, biological process: endocytosis; plasma membrane tubulation; actin cortical patch localization. Gene Ontology annotation, molecular function: protein binding; lipid binding. Bases 1 to 1419 code for a protein of 472 amino acids. Lineage: Eukaryota; Fungi; Ascomycota; Eurotiomycetes; Onygenales; Onygenaceae.